Molecule: messenger RNA, 2066 nt
Organism: Desarmillaria tabescens
Lineage: Eukaryota; Fungi; Basidiomycota; Agaricomycetes; Agaricales; Physalacriaceae
Exons: 3
Coding region: 189-2051 (620 amino acids)
Source: RefSeq, a predicted model, not a curated record
ACGCGGUAUACGUGAACUCGAACGAUGGCCGGCAGCCCCUGGAUGACAGACGAGCUUCCCAAUUAGGGCCUAGCAUCUAACACACGGAGACCUCGCAUCAACCCUAUAGGCCGCCUGGAAAUGAAUUCAAGCUCUGAUGCCACACCAAACACCUUACCCUCAACUGCAUAUUCUCCAUAGCUUGAAAAAUGGGAAUCACACGGUACAAGGCCUUAUACCAGUGGAUUCUCGGUGGCGUGAUGUCGAUUUGGAACCACAUACGCUCCCGCUCCGUCUUUCUGACUGCUCGGACAAGUACAGACGACACAUCUGAACGCGAUGAGAAUCACAACACGUCUGAGUCACAAAAACGGCAAUUCUACGCCAGAGGAUGUUGGUCCAGACUCGUCGCCCGCUUGCGUCCCUCUAUCAUGGAUGCACGUACUUUUCUCGAGUCUGAUGACGAUGGACUACGGCCUCCGAGGGACCUCUCUCUUCCGGAAGUCACCAUCUCCGCCUUCACCGAGAUGGGCCAAGCAGAAUCCUCGAUUAUCGUUCCAUUACAACGAUCCUAUACCGGUAGGAAGCCCGUAAUACCAUCCCGCCUCGCCAACACUCCCUGCACAACCCUCGGUCUCCAAGGCCUCCUGGACCAACUCAACACGACACUCGGGACAUCCCACACCCUGCACACCCCAUCCUUCUCCUCCCUCCUCUCAGACUGCCUCACGAAUAACUACGACUUUGGUACGGCAUACAGCCGUCUCCGGCCGAUAUGGUACACCCGCGACUGGAGCACCAUCCGGAGUUUACUCCGCAGAAAAGAAGAGGAAGAUCAGGAGAUCCGACGAAAAGCACUCGCUGGGAACCGGAUCGUCAAUCCGUGGUUACCACCCCGACGCGUCUGGGAUCUAUACAGCAACCGGGUGGUACCAUGGUGGAUCACGGACGUUGAUGGGAAACUCCGCUGGCCUCAGCCAAUAUCACACGCGUGGGUAGACGAGAAGGAUCGUGCCGACGUGUGGACGCCUAUCAAUGGAUACGAAUGGCCGGUCCCCAUCCCGAAAGACAGUGACCUCAACUUUAUACGCAUCGAGAUGCUCAAUCUCGGCUUGGAGUACGCGUGGUUGGACGUUCUCUGUUUGAGACAGGUGGGCGGACCAGGGGAGGAUGUGCGUGCAGAGGAGUGGAAGCUGGACGUACCGAUGAUUGGAGCAGUAUAUCGGGCGACCCGUGUGGUGUUAUACCUGAAUGGGCUGGGUCGGUCUUUGACUUUGAAAGAGGGCGACUUGGAUAGUGACCGGAGCUGGUUUAGACGUGCAUGGACAUUACAGGAGGUUGGUUGGAGGAGAGUGUUUGCUGGAGAUACACUGGAUGGACCACUGCAAGCCAAGCCAAUAGAUGAGAACGGGAACUAUCAGACCGAGCUCCUGACCAAAUUCCACAAACACCUACAGUCGGUGCAUAACAUCCCCCGUCAAGGCGUAUUCGCAGUCCUGGAGAGCAUGCAGAAUCGGGUGUCUACGAACCCAGUGGACAAAGUCGCGGGACUGGCGUGUUUCCUUGGGUCCAAGACGAUACCGGCGUACUACGAGAGCCAGUCUCUCGAGGAGGCAUGGACUGCGCUGGUGAAUUCGAUGGAUAAGGGGCUGAGGGGGGUUUUGUUUGCCUGGUUUGCUGGGCCGGGGGAUGCUGGUACCAAGUGGAGACCUUCGUGGAACCAGGUUAUGAGGGUGCCUCUGGAUGGGGGGUAUACUUUUGGUGUGAACGUUGACUUGGAGGGGGAUGAGAAUUGGUGUACGGUGGAUUGUAUUGAGGGAAGGUUGGAUGGGCGUGGGGAGUUGGUUGUUAGAGAUGGGGAUGGGGUGGAACGUGGAUUCAAGAUCGUGGUCCCGAUACCUGAAGGCAUGUAUACGCUCAUUUGCCCUGAUUCGGGAAACUGUUUGGUUGUUGGGAGGACACUAUCGGGGAAGAGGUUUGAGAAAGUGUCUGUAGUCAAGCUGACUGAGGAAGAAAGCGGACGGUUGUGGGAUCUGAAUAUUACUGAAAAGCGUCGGUAUAUUCUUGUUUGAGUGAGUACACGUGGU